This is a messenger RNA of Seriola dumerili (greater amberjack), 3208 nucleotides long. Its product is annotated as catenin delta 1. The record is from RefSeq and is a predicted model, not a curated record. NCBI's taxonomy places the organism in Eukaryota, Metazoa, Chordata, Actinopteri, Carangiformes, Carangidae. Gene Ontology annotation, molecular function: cadherin binding. Bases 240 to 3008 code for a protein of 922 amino acids. Gene Ontology annotation, cellular component: cytoplasm; nucleus; plasma membrane. The transcript has 21 exons. Gene Ontology annotation, biological process: cell-cell junction assembly; cell-cell adhesion.
UCUUUAACGAGCUUGACCCAGAACCCGGAGAAGGAGGGGAAAAGAGGGGAGAAAACACACCGAAAAACGGAGUUGUCUGGAAGGCGUUGGGGCAGGCUUUCCACGAGCAGUCCAUUUCUCCUCGUUUCUGGGCUUGGUGGUUCAGUGACCUUCUACACAUGAGCAGCUAGAGCUCGACCUCUGACCUUGGCGUGAUCUCUCACCUCUUCUACCAAACCACGCCCACAGGUGAAGUGUGUAUGGAGCAGUGUGAGAGCGCAGCAGCUCUGCUGGAGUCUGUCAGGGAGCAGGAGGUGCAGUUUGAACAGCUGACCAGGGCGCUGGAGGAGGAGAGGAGGAGAGUGGGCCUCCCUGCCACCAGCCCCUCGGCCCUGGGUCACCACCUCCCUCACACACAGAACGGGCGUUUAGGGGAUGCAGACAUAGAACGACUGAAACUGACUGAUUCAUACAUAAACGGCACACAGUACAGGAUGGUGGACCCUGCACACGGCGCUCUAGAUGAGAGCUACACCCCAGAGGAUGACUCCCAGGAAGUACACUCAGUCUUUUCCGAAGAGGGAACCACACGACGGCCAGACACGACUCUCCCACAGAUGAAGAAACCAAUCUCGCGCACAGUCCUGCCCUCUGACUCGAUGUCCAUUGACGGGGGCUUGACGGUGUCCGGUAUGGGUGGCUACAGCGCCACACUGGACCGUCCUUACAGACAGGCUGGAGCAGGCGACUACCCAACUGCCACAGUACCCAGAAACUACCACUACGGCCCUGUAGGGGGUUAUGAUGACUACCGGGGUGGCCCGCCAUCAGAAGCAUACACUAGUCUGAGCAGGGGCUCUCACAUGGAUGAUCGUUACAGGCCAGUUGAUGGCUACAGGACUCUGGAUUCUGGCUACCGAGCCCCAAGCCGUCAGCAGCUUGACCCCUAUGCAGCACAGCCCCAGGUGAGCCGGGGAAUGAGGGCCAUGGGCUCAGCGAUGGAGAUGCGUUACGGCCACGGCCACUAUGGUCUGGAGGAUGACCAGCGCAGUGUGGGGUAUGAUGACUACGGCAUGGGGCCUCCACCCAUGCACCCUGGGGGCUACGGUACCAUGCCACGUCUGGGGGCCGGCCCUGGUGGUAUGGACAGACGAAGACUCAGGAGCUGUGAGGACACUUUGGAUGGUGACAUGGGAGGAGUUGACCAUUAUGCCUGGGGUGUUCCUAUGACGUUGGAAAGGGGGAGCAUGGCUUCACUGGACAGCACACUAAGGAAGGCUCCUCCCACCUCAUGGAGACAGCCUGAGCUGCCAGAGGUCAUCGCCAUGUUGAACUACCGUCUGGACCCUGUCAAGACCAACGCUGCUGCCUUCCUCCAGCAUCUCACAUUCAAAAAUGACAAGAUUAAGUCAGAAGUGCGUCGCCUGAAGGGUAUCCCAUCCUUGGUGUCGAUGCUGGACCACCCCAGCAAGGAGGUGCACCACUCGGCCUGCGGAGCACUAAAGAACAUUUCAUAUGGGCGAGAUCCGGACAACAAGAUCGCCAUCAAGAACUGCGACGGAGUGCCUGCUCUGGUCAGGUUACUGAGGAAAACCCAUGACCAGGACCUCACUGACACUAUCACAGGCACCUUGUGGAACCUCUCAUCCCACGACUCAGUAAAGAUGGAGAUUGUGGACCACGCCCUGCACGCCCUGGCCGACGAGGUAAUAGUUCCCCACUCGGGCUGGGAGCGAGGGAGCAACGGUGGAGAGGAGAGCUGCAAACCACGACAUCUGGAGUGGGAGACCGCCUUGACCAACACUGCUGGCUGCCUUAGGAAUGUGAGUUCAGAACGCAGCGAGGCCAGGCGAAAGCUGAGAGAAUGCACAGGAUUGGUGGAUUCACUCAUGUACAUUGUCCAAUCACAGAUCAAUCGUAAAGAUGUUGAUAAUAAGUUGGUGGAGAACUGUGUCUGCCUCCUGAGGAAUCUGUCCUAUCAUGUUCACCGUGAAAUUCCCGGCUGUGAACGUUAUGCAGAGACCACACCCCUCAACCAGGCACCGGCCCCUGCUACCAAAGGUGGCUGCUUUGGCUCUCGAAAGGGCAAAGAUGAGUGGUUUUCCAAAGGAAAGAAGGAUGGAGAUGAUGGAAGUGGAGAUCAGGUUGAUAUUCCAAAGAGGACAACCCCUGCUAAAGGUUAUGAGCUGUUGUUCCAACCAGAGGUGGUCCGUGUUUACACAUCACUGCUCAGAGAGAGCAAGAACCCCUCGGUGCUGGAGGCUGCUGCUGGUGCCAUCCAGAACCUGUGUGCUGGCCGAUGGACUUAUGGUCGAUAUAUCCGGGCCACCGUGCGUCUGGAGAAAGGUCUUCCCAUGAUGGCAGAACUACUGGCCCAUGGCAAUGACCGUGUGGUUAGAGCAAUGUCUGGAGCCUUGAGGAACCUCGCCAUCGACAACCGCAACUGCGAACUGCUUGGGUUGCAUGCAGUGCCUCACCUGGUGGCCAACCUGCCCGGAGGCCAGAGCCAGUCUGGACGCAAUCUAUCAGAGGAGACAGUAGUGUCUGUACUGAGCACGCUCACUGAGGUGCUAGGCAACAGUCUGGAGGCAGCAAAGACCCUCCGAGCUUCGCAGGGCAUUGAGAGGCUGGUGCUUAUUAACAAGGACGGCAAACGUUCAGAUCGUGAGGUGCGGGGGGCGGGCCAGGUGCUGCAGCUGGUCUGGGCCCAUAAGGAACUCCGUCGGCCUCUUGAGAAGGAUGGCUGGAAGAAGACAGACUUCAUGGUCAACCUCAACCCCAACACCAGCACCACCAAUGGCCCGAGCACCCGAGCCAACGGCACCUAUGAAGACAGCACCACACCACUGCUGGACAGAGGAGAAAAGAGGGACUUGAUUCCACUAAAUGACCUUGGCCCUGACGCCUACUCUACACUGGACCAGAGGGAGAGGAGACACACUCUGGAUGAGACCACAGACACUUUACCGCGAGGGGUGUAUGGGGGCAGAAAGGGCUCCCUGCCUCUGUUGGACUCCUACGAUGGUUAGCCCUCCCCCCUCCCCUCUACCCCCCUCUGCAUGUAACAGCAUGAAAAACUGAUAGUGUGCAUCACCCAGACUGGGCCAUCCCUGCCCUACCACUGCUACUGAGGAGAGAAGAUCCAGAUGCACAGACUCUCUCCCCCUCGCCCUCUUCCUCCCCCUCCUCUCUCUCUCUCUCCCCCUCCUCUCUCUCUCUCUCUCUCUUC